Staurois parvus is the source of this 564-nucleotide messenger RNA. The record is from the annotation of a GenBank genome assembly. NCBI's taxonomy places the organism in Eukaryota, Metazoa, Chordata, Amphibia, Anura, Ranidae.
AUGUGUGCUUCUCUACAGAUUGACGACUCGCUCUCCAGCCUGGUGAUCGCCCAGCUCCUCUUCCUGCAAUCCGAGAGUAACAAGAAGCCAAUUCACAUGUACAUCAACAGUCCAGGUGGUUCAGUGACAGCUGGUCUGGCAAUAUAUGACACUAUGCAGUAUAUCCUGAACCCCAUCUGUACAUGGUGUGUGGGCCAGGCUGCCAGCAUGGGCUCUCUCCUCCUAGCUGCCGGCUCCAGCGGAAUGAGACACUCGCUGCCAAACUCCAGAAUCAUGAUCCACCAGCCGUCCGGAGGAGCCAGGGGUCAGGCCACAGAUAUCGCCAUACAGGCUGAAGAGAUACUUAAACUGAAAAAACAGAUCAAUGAAAUUUACGCCAAACAUACAAAGCAACCGCUGUCUGUGAUUGAGUCUGUGAUGGAGAGAGAUCGAUAUAUGAGCCCUACAGAAGCUCAGGAGUUUGGCAUCCUUGACAAGGUCCUGGUACACCCCCCACAAGAUGGAGAAGAUGAACCAGAAUUGGUGCGGAAAAGUGAAGAGACUCCACCACCGUCUGAGCCUUAG